Eucalyptus grandis is the source of this 2554-nucleotide messenger RNA. Its product is annotated as F-box/kelch-repeat protein At1g74510. NCBI's taxonomy places the organism in Eukaryota, Viridiplantae, Streptophyta, Magnoliopsida, Myrtales, Myrtaceae. The transcript has 2 exons. Gene Ontology annotation, molecular function: protein binding. Gene Ontology annotation, cellular component: nucleus. Bases 685 to 2058 code for a protein of 457 amino acids. The record is from RefSeq and is a predicted model, not a curated record.
CUCCCUCCUCCUCUGCCCCUCUGUUUCUCUCUGUCUCUCUCGCCACGACGUUUUCCGGGGUCCCGAUGGUUCUGGGAAUGCCCGCCGGCGUCCCUUCUUCUCUUCUCGUUGGCUCAGGUGAGGGAGGAGGAAUCUCGGGUCCGUCGUGCUUGAGUCGGCCGCGGCUUCCUUGGCGUCGCGUUUUGGGGGCGUGAAUGCGUUCCGGUCGAAUUCUGUUCCGUUUCGUUUGUUGGGUGCCGGAGGUUGCUGCAUGUUCUUCUCGUUUCCGGUGCUUUUUUAUUCGACUUUCGUCUUCUCUCUGCAGCUAAAGAUCCGAUUUUUAUUUUUUAUUUAUUUUUGCCUCCCACGUAAUUACGAUCCGCUCCGAGUGUGGAAUGAGCGUGAAGUCUUUGUUUCGUUUAGACGUUGAAUUCCGGGCUACGGGAACUUGCGGGAUUUUGAUUCGUUCUGGCACUGGCAUUUGCAUGGAUAUAAAUAAAAAGUUUCGAAGAUCCGCUUUUAGUUUGUUCUUGCGUGAGUUUAUGGCUAGUUCCUGCCGGGGAUGUCUUUGGUUUCUGAAAAAUGCGUGAGUGGCUUUGCUCGAUUCCCACCGGAGAUCGCGUAUCAGGUCGAGUAGAUUGUUCUGUGCUUGGUUCCAUUAUAAAUGCGGACUAGUUACUGAUUCGAAAUGCGUUGUGUUUUUUUAUGAGCAAGAAGGAAAGCUCGUUGGACUUGGAUAGUAGAAAAAGUCUGGCAAACAUGUUGGAAGCUCUAUCUUACCUUGUUAUGCGACACUUGCCUAGCUCGUGCCAGGAAGAGAGCAGAUGGGUUUAUAAUACUUUUCGUGUGCUUGAGCAUUCGAAACAAUUGGAUGAUGCAGAUGAAUUCUCACUGACAAAGUUUUCCAGGCCACUGGACACACAUUACAGGUGGGAUACGAUGCGGCGUGCUCAGGAUCGCUCUGUCUCCAAAGCUGCUCGAGUUGGUGACAAGCAUCAAGCCGGCGAGAAAGAGGACUCGAGUUCCCUCAUCCAUCAGAUUGGCCGCGAUAACUCCAUCAAUUGCCUCCUCCGCUGCUCGAGGUCUGAUUACGGCUCCCUAGCGGCUGUGAACCGGAGCUUUCGUUCUCUGAUCAAGAGUGGCGAGCUCUACCGGCUGAGAAGGCAAAUGGGAAUCGUCGAACACUGGGUGUACUUCUCCUGCAAUUGCGUCGAGUGGGACGCGUUUGAUCCCAUUCGUAGCCGUUGGUUGCACUUGCCCAAGAUGAGUACGGACGAGUGUUUCGCUUUCUCUGAUAAGGAGUCGCUGGCUGUCGGUACCGAACUCCUUGUCUUUGGAAGGGAGAUAACGUCUCAUAUCAUAUACAAGUACAGCCUCCUGACGAACACUUGGACAUCAGGCAUGGAGAUGAACGUGCCUAGGUGCUUGUUCGGGUCGGCCAGCCUUGGAGAAAUCGGAAUCCUAGCUGGUGGUUGUGAUCCAAGAGGCAAAGUCCUGAGCUCCGCUGAGCUAUAUAACUCGGACACCGGAACGUGGAAGAUGCUGCCAGACAUGCAUAAAGCCAGAAAGAUGUGCUCUGGGGUAUUCAUGGAUGGGAAGUUUUACGUGAUCGGCGGGACUGGACCAGGGAACAUGAAGUCUCUCACCUGCGGAGAAGUGUACGAUAUGGAGACUAGGACAUGGAGGGAGAUACCUAAUAUGUUCCCAGCCCAGAAUGGCGGGACUGGGGUGACUGAGGCUCCUUCUGCGGCUGAGGCUCCUCCCCUCCUUGCGGUGGUGAACAAUGAGCUCUACGCAGCUGAUCAUGCAGCGAAGGAGGUCAGGAAGUAUGACAAGGUCAGGAACUCAUGGUCUACAGUGGGGAGCUUGCCAGAGCGUGCCAUGUCAUCGAACGGUUGGGGUAUCGCUUUUCGGGGAUGUGGAGAGAGGAUAGUUGUUAUCGGCGGACCCAGGGCUUCAGCGGGUGGAACUAUUGAACUCAACUCCUGGGUUCCCAGUGAAGGGCCACCACAGUGGAAGCUGCUAGCCAGAAAACCAUCAGGUACUUUCGUGUACAACUGUGCUGUGAUGGGUUGCUGAGGCUACUGGUGCAGCUUCCUGUGGCGCCGCUUGAGCUCAAUGGAAGGGGCGGCUUUUAUAGAGAAAGGUGUCAGCUGGAUGAAAAGCUGAGGUAUUGAUGAAGACAGCAAGGUGACAGUAGGAUCACUUGGAUGCAAUGACGAGGAGCCUGUUUUCAAAGAGUUCGUAACUGGAAGAUCCAUCUGUCUAGCCUGUCUAAUAUUUAGGUGUAAAGGAUUGAGAACUAACUUUGUUUAAGAUGCCACCUUGUAAUGUAGAAAACGGGAGAUAGUUCCAUUCAUUCUUUAAGUGACUGAUUUUUCAUUUGCUUAUAAUCAGCCGUAGCUCACAAUGUAAUUUUUAGAGCAAUGUGCACUAUGGCUGUAAUGCUGGAUGCACCCUAGAACAUAAUUUGGCCAUUUGUAAAUUCUCCUCUAGUGUUCUAAAGCAUUGUUUAACAGAAAAUCCAGGUGCACUAAGUUUUGUUUUUCUCAAUAAUUAUUAAGGUUGUAAGUUA